This is a messenger RNA of Xiphophorus hellerii (green swordtail), 5660 nucleotides long. It is a transcript of the gene nwd1, whose product is annotated as NACHT and WD repeat domain containing 1. Gene Ontology annotation, molecular function: protein binding. The coding region runs from base 308 to 5251 and encodes 1647 amino acids. The record is from RefSeq and is a predicted model, not a curated record. The transcript has 18 exons. NCBI's taxonomy places the organism in Eukaryota, Metazoa, Chordata, Actinopteri, Cyprinodontiformes, Poeciliidae.
AUUGAUGAUGAUGAUGUCACAGGCUUGUUGUCCUCCUCUUCCUCGCUGUAAUUAGUCGGAGCUGCAGCUGAGAGCGGCGCCCCCUGGGAGAUGCCGCCCUGAGCUCAGCCGCUGUGACUCAACGCUGAUCUUCAGAGCAGAACCUUCAGCAGCGGCGCCGACCGGUCCGGCCCGGUUCUGCAGCUUCAUUAGAACCCGUAAACAGAAACUCGGCGCUCCACAGGGAGGAAACCGCCCAGGGAAACAAAGAGCUGCACCGGCGCCGACAGACAGAACCAGAACCAGAACCGGCAGACAGUCUGAGACGAUGGACGGCGGACAAAGCUCCGGUGCGCGGGACAUCCUGAGGGGACGCUGCCAAGGAGCUCAGAGGACCGGCAGCAACAUGAUCCGGAUCUUCAUCAGCUCCAGCUUCACAGACAUGAGCGUUGAGAGGAAGGUUCUGCUAGAGAAAGCGUUUCCGGAGGUCCGGUCGUUCUGCCGCAGUCUGGGUCUGGUCUUUGAGGUGGUGGAUCUGAGCUGGGGGAUCCGGACCUUCCCGUAUGGAGACCAUGAGGUCAGUGAGAUCUUCCUGCAGGAGAUCCAGACGAGUCAGAAGGUUUCUGCUGGACCGGCCUUCGUGGGCCUGCUGGGGAACAAGUACGGUCACCGACCUCUUCCUCGUCUCAUCCCAGAAAAGCAGUUUGAGGUUCUUCUGUCCAAGCUGUCCAAGAACCCAGAAGCUGUUCAGCAGCUGCAAGAGUGGUUUCGGAAGGACAACAACUCUGUGCCACCCACCUACGUUCUCCAGCCAAUCACUGCACGAUUCCCACACUACAAUGACCUCCGACCUGAGGUGGCAAAGCUCCAUGACGAUGACCUUCUGUCCUGGCGCGUCACGGAGAGUCAGCUACUGCAGCUGCUACGUUCUGCGGCCGCUGAGGCUGAGACGGCUGGAGACAUCACGGCCGAGCAGAAGCGGCUCUUCUACUCAUCAGGUGAGACAUGUCCUCCGGCAUGGACAUGUCCCCAAGCUUGUCCUUUUGGUCCAAGAGGACUAACGUUUCCUGCUUCUCAUUCAGUCACAGAACGGGCGCUAGAGGAGGGCGUCUGGAAGGACAACUGCCAAAUGUCCGCCUUGCUCUUCGUCCGGGAGAUUCCUCGGCAAAGGAUGAAGGAAGGAGCCAAACGUCUGGCCAAGUUCAUGGACCUCACUGCGGACGGGCUGCUGGACGCUGAAGCUCAGGAGUUGCUCACCGGCCUGAAGUCACGUCUGUAUGCCACGUCCAAGAAGAUCCUCAACCUACACUGUGUGGAGCUGAACAGAGGAAGCAUCGACCCAAAACGAAAGGAACACGCCGAGUACCUGAACAGCAUCUGCCAGCAGUUCAUCUCCCAGAUGACGACCCGGAUCAGCGAGGCGGUCAAACUGGCGGGAGAGGACAGGAGGAAGGUCUGGGGAAGCACAGAGGAGGAUGAGGAGGAGUUUGACUGGGUGGUCGAAGAGGCGAGGCAGCACACUGUCAUGGCUGCCGAGUUGAGCAAGAGUCUCCAGGGCAGAGAUGGGCUUCUGGGGAAGAUCUGCCUCGCCAUGUGGGAGUCCAGCCCGGUCCACCACGGUCCGCUGGUGGUUCACGGCGCUGCUGGGAUGGGGAAAACCAUUCUGCUGUGCAAACUGGCACAGGAGAUGCAGGGUGUCCUGGAGGCCAAGGCGGUGCUGGUUAUAAGGCUGCUGGCCGCCAAUCAUCCUCAGAGACCAAGCAUCAACCAUGUCCUCCACAGCGUCUGCCUCCAGGUGUGUCUGGCGUGUGGCCUGGCUCCGCAUCCCCUGCUGUCAGUCAGCUCUCACCUGGAGCUGCAGCGGCUCUUCCAGAACCUGCUGGAGGAGGUUUCUCAGCAGGGGAACACUCUGCUCCUCAUCCUGGACUCCCUGGAGCAGCUGGCAGACCAACAUCAGGCUCACCAGUUGCGCUGGCUGCCCACAGACGUGCCUCCAAAUGUCCACCUGCUGGUCUCCAUGGAAACCACUAGCGAGGUGUUCGCCAGCACGCGGCUGAGGCUGGGCGCUGCAGGAAACCUCUUUGAGGUGGAGCGUCUGUCUCGUGAUGAAGGGCAGCAGAUCAUGGAGUCCCAUCUGCAGGCGGUUCAGCGAACUUUGACCCGGGAGCAGAAGGACGUGGUGCUGCAGAGUUUCCACGCCUCCGGCUCUCCUCUCCACCUUCAGCUCAUCCUGUCUGCUGCCAAGCACUGGACAUCCUUCACACCAACAACGCAGUUGCUGCUGGGUUCCAGCUCAGAGGAAGUGAUGUCACAGCUCCUCCUGAAGCUUGAGGAGAAACAUGGGAAGGAGCUGGUGGGCGGGGCCUUGGGAUGCAUCGUGUUGGCAAGGAGGGGCCUGAUGGAGGCGGAACUGCGUGAUGUCAUGUCAUUGGACGAUGAUGUCAUCAGUGAGGUAUACAGGUAUUCCCUGCCUCCGACACCUUCGUUAAUCCGGAUGCCGCCCAUCCUGUGGGCGCGGCUCAAGCAGGACCUGCGGGACCAGCUGGAGGUCCAGUGGACCGACGGAGUCACCAUGCUGGCCUUCAGCAGCCGGCUUCUCUCAGAGGUAGUCAAAGCCCGCUAUCUGACGCCAGAGCGACGGGGGCGGAUCCACAGGAUCCUGGCGGAGUAUUUCCUGGGUCGUUGGUCCGGAAGACUGAAGCCGGUGGCUCUUCCGGGUCUGACGCUGCUGCUGUCCGACCGGAAGGUCCCGCCCCAGCCGCUGUGGUUUGCUCCUGGAUUGGCGAACGUCCGGAAGCUCCAGGAGUUGCCGUAUCACUUGCUGCAUGCCGGUCUGUGGGAGGAGCUACGGCAGGAAGUAGUAGGCAGCGCCGAGUGGCUCUACUGUCAGAGCCGGGUUUGUGGGGUGUCCAGCCUGAUCAGCGACCUGGACCAGUGCUCCCAGUACAUGGACUGCAGUGAAACUGGACUGGUCCGUGAGGCUCUGGCCCUGAUGAAGCCCGGCCUGGACAUCCUGUCAGGCCACAUGGAGCGGUCUGUGUUUUACUCCGAGCUGCUGGCCCGACUCUCCUCCCUGGCCUCCACCUUCCGCACCGUGAUUGGUCGGCUCUGCAGCCAGUGCAACGAUUGGCUCCAAACGUGUCCGGAGCCGGUUCUGAUCCCGAGGAGCACCUUCUUGCAGCAGCCAGGGGGGGCGCUGCAGCACACGCUGACUGCACCCCACGGAGGCGUGCUCUGCUUGGCCGUGGGCGCGGCGCUGGGGCUGCUGGUCACCGGGUCGGCCGGCGGCGUGGUGGCGGUCUGGAGCCUCCGGGACAAACAUCUCCAGCAGGUUCUGCAGGGACCGUCAGUGGCCAUCUUGUCGGUAAAGAUCAUUGAAAGCUCCGCCCACUGCCUCUCAUUGGCUGCAGAUGGCUCCCUGAGGAGGUGGAGCUUAAAGAGCGGCCAGCAGCUGUUCUGCAUCCAGGAGGCGGGGCCUGCUGGCUCCGCCCCUUCCGCGGCUCGCCUGCAGGUGUCGGAGCAGCUGCUGUUUGUCCACACCUGGAUGCAGGUGAAGGUCUGGAAGUCGGACGGAACCGAGAUCCACAGCGAGGACGACUCGUUGGUUUUGGGGGUUCUGGGAGAUGUUGUGGUUUCUCUGCAUGACUUGGACCGGGUCAGAAUCUUUGACCCGGUCACUGGAAGCCAGACAAUGGUGCGGCUGACCCGGAGCCUGACUCCAGUGAUUUCUGUGAGCUCUCCUAAACGUGGGUCAAUAUUUGUGGUGUCGGAAGACGGGAUCCUGCAUCAGAUCUCCAGGACAGGACAGCUAACUGUCGCAGAGUUUCCUCGGCUUCCGUCUCUUUUCUCAGCUUCGGAGGACGAGAAGAUCCUGAUAGCAGGAUGGGAGAGGACUCUGAGCCUGUUCCGCGUCUGCGGCGACUCUGUGGACGGAUUCCUGGAGCUGCAGCACGACGAUGAAGUUUUAUCGGCCUGCGUGUCGCCGGACAGCCGACGCGUCGUCACUGGAGCGGCGGAUCAGCUGAUCCGAAUCUGGUCGGUGACCACCGGCCGCCUGCUGGACGCUCUGAGCGGCUGCAGCGCUCCGGUCACCUCCCUGCUGCUCUACGACCACUUGGUGGUCUCGGCCUCCUCGGCGGCAGAUUCGGUCCAGCUGUGGAGUUUGACCUACGACCCCAGCCACAAGCCCCUCCCCCACAUCCCGGCAGGCUCCGCCCACUCAGCCGUCACCAGAGACGGAGAUCAGGUGUUCUACGUGCGCCACCAGAACCAGAGGGAAGUGCUGAGCUGGAACAACCGCACAGGUUCCGUGUCGGAGCGCCUGCCAGUGUCUGCGGAGGUCAGCUGCCUGGAGCUGGCGCAGCAGAAGCGCCUCCUGCUGUGCGGCCUGCGUAGCGGCACCGUGCUGAUCUACCCGCUGGCGUGGCCCCAGGAGACGCUGUGCAUCCCGCCCCCGGAGGGCCUGGCCCCGGUGCUCUGCCUGGCCCUCAGCUCCCAGGAGAGCCUGCUGGCCGUCGCCCACCGGGACGCGCUGCGCCUGUUCCAGGUCGCCACCAGAGACGGUUUCCCCGCCGUGGAGGGGCCCCUGGCGACGGCCCCGCUCUCGCCAGGGGCCCCUCCAUCCCACAUGGCGCUGCUGCCCGACCGCCGGCUGCUGUACGGGACGGCCGGCGGCGAGGUGAAGCUGCACGACUUCGGCGUCGGCGUCGGCGCCGACCUGCAGCCUCACAGCUCGGGGGUCACCUGUGUCACGGCAAGCAACUGGGGGACGCACGCCCUGGUGGGCUCCCAGGACGCCACGCUGCGGCUGUGGGCCCUGGACCCGGUGGCCCUGGACCACACCAUGGAGUACCAGGGCCUUUUCUUCCAGGGCGUCCUCUGCGCCGCCUUCGCCGACAGCGACCGCUUCGUCUUCACUGGAUCUCAGGACCGAACCGUCAAGGUCUGGGACGUCGCUUCAGGGAAGCUGCUGUGCGUCCAGUUCGUCUACUCGCCGGUCGUCCGCAUGCUGACCUUCAGGAACGGCUUCGUGGGCCUGACCCUGCAAGGCCGAGUCGUCCAGGAGGCCUUCAGAUGUCCGGACCGGGUCGAGCCGGACCACAACCCUCUGAGGAACAUCAAGGCCCGGUACCGGGUCACCUCCAGAGAGAAGGGCGGGGCCGGCCGGCGGACCUGCAGCUCCGACCUGCAGGACUUCAACCCGGCCCAGUUCAGCCUGAACCUAGUGAGCAUGCUCAGUAGCAGGCCGUCCUCCGCCUGCGUCCUGCUGUAGGACACGCUGCUACUGCCAGAUCUGAAGACUUCUGCUCACCAUCAUCAUGUAAAAAAAUCAGCGUUAGUUUUACUGUGAAAGCUUCUGGUUCGAUGCUUUGCUCUUCACUUCAGAAUCUUCUAGUAAAAUCUUCUGAUGUGUAAAACUAAUUUAUUGGAGUGAAGAACGUUCUGCUGUUCUAAAUGUUCUGCUGGUUUAUCUCCGUUCACAUCAUGAAUAUCUGCUGGAGGUCGGCCUUCAGAGAACAGGAAGUAGUUUAAUGCUAGCUUUAAUGCUAACAGCGCUGGUCGCCUGUCGUCUCGUUUUGCUUUAGAUGUUCAACAGAACAGAAAGCAGCAAAGUUUCUGUGCAGCAAUUCGUUUUAGAAAUUCAUUCUAAAAUGAAUUUACAAAAUAAAAGAUUCUGUUUA